AAACACUUCCUAGCAAGCUAGUGUGGCUGCACUCGCUUCAACGGCCACGCCAAUGGUGAGGAAGCUGCCACUAAGCUCCGUCUUCUACACCAUCAACUCGGGCGCCAGAGACACACCACCAUCGUCGCCUCCCCCUCCGGCGGCCGCUCCACCGGCAUGGAUGUGGCCUUCUUGCAAGCAUCCAAGAGCGGAUUCCUUCCGUUCCACGUCGGCCGCAACGGCAGCCGCUGCGGCCAAGACCAUCGCGUCCAUCUUCCUCGACUCUGGCGAGUCCUCCUUCGCCAACUCAUCCGCGCGCAUGAUGCACCACGACUGCGCCUCCGACAGCCUCUCCACCGAGUCCGAGGUCUCCGCCACGGCCGAAGACAUGGCCGACGCCAUAGUCCGCGGGCUCCGGUCCGACCGCCUCCUCUUCGAACCCCGCGCGCCCUCCAGCUCCAUCCUCGAUAAGAAGCCCCUGCGCCGCUCCGCCACUGACGACGCGGCGUCGUUCGGCGGCGGUGUCGCCGUGGCGUUCGACUCGGAGGAUCCGUACGAGGACUUCCGGGCGUCCAUGGCGGAGAUGCUGGCCGCGCACGGCGUCGGCGACUGGGACUGGCUGGAGGCAAUGCUGGGCUGGUACCUCCGCGCGAACGGCAAGGAGACACACGCCGCCAUCGUCGCGGCGUUCGUCGACCUUGUCGUCUCCAUGGCCGCCAGCGGCUCCAGCUCGUCUCGCCACUCGUCGUUCACUCUCGCCGGGACCGACCUGGAGAGCAGCAGCGCCGGCGGCGCCGGAAAUAUCUCUUUCAGGCUAAGGUAAAAUAACUAAGUUAGCCCAGACAAUGCAGGCUAGCUACCUACGUGUGCGUUCGCGCAUGUGUGUUAAUUAAUUUUGUUUGUCGUGUGCUAAACUGUAGUAGCACUACUUUUCAUUUGAUUGACGAAUUGGCCCCCGGUUAGCCAAGGAUCAGUGCCUGAUUACCGAUCCUGUCCAUGAGCAUUGGGCGGCAUACACAGGACUCCUAUCCUUCCUGUAUCAAGCUUGCAUGAGUGGAAGUAAAUUGUAAUAUUGAGU
Oryza brachyantha (malo sina) is the source of this 1057-nucleotide messenger RNA. RefSeq names its product transcription repressor OFP13-like. The transcript has a single exon. Lineage: Eukaryota; Viridiplantae; Streptophyta; Magnoliopsida; Poales; Poaceae. Gene Ontology annotation, biological process: negative regulation of DNA-templated transcription. The record is from RefSeq and is a predicted model, not a curated record. The coding region runs from base 53 to 802 and encodes 249 amino acids.